Messenger RNA from Ilyonectria robusta, 1074 nucleotides. RefSeq names its product ribosomal protein L5 domain-containing protein. Gene Ontology annotation, molecular function: structural constituent of ribosome; RNA binding. Gene Ontology annotation, cellular component: ribosome; cytosolic large ribosomal subunit. The coding region runs from base 1 to 1074 and encodes 357 amino acids. NCBI's taxonomy places the organism in Eukaryota, Fungi, Ascomycota, Sordariomycetes, Hypocreales, Nectriaceae. The transcript is spliced from 3 exons. The record is from RefSeq and is a predicted model, not a curated record. Gene Ontology annotation, biological process: translation.
AUGGCUACUCUCCGAGAAGGCGCUCGAAUGGCGGGCGCAUUGGGCCGAAGACAGUUUCCCCUGCGGACUGUUCCCUCCUGCGCCAGCCGAUUCGCCUCUACACAGGCCGACAAGCCCUCUCCCACCUCCGAUGCUCUUGCAGAUCUCGACGCUGCCUCGUCGUUUAACACCCCGACUCCGAAUGAGAAGGAAAUUGAGGCCUUCAAUUUAGCUGAGAAGAACAAGACGAGAAACAAGCAGCUACCCGGUAACCGCUACCAGUACCACCCUCCUAAGUACUACCGCGGCCCUCUCCAUCCCGUCCAGAUGCCUCCGUCCUCCGACCCGACAGCUCGAGAUUUCGUCCCUGGUCCAUUCAGCUUCCCCCGGUUAAAGCACACAUACGACAACACCAUCGCCCCGGAUCUGAUGACUCUGACCUACACACAUGUGCCGCCUGGAACUGUGGCACCCGAGUCCAACAAGGGUGUUUUGCGAGAGUGGGAUGAGUCGUCGCCCUACCACAAGAACCGACCCCGCCGAGGACCUCGUGGUGGUGGUUCCUCGCGCCUAGGGAUACUCGAGCGGGACAUCGCUUGGCACAACAUCCCCGAAAUCGAGGCCGUCACUAUCAACUCAUAUGCGCCCCUCGGUGGCCAGAACAAGGAGUACCUCCAUGUUGCGCGCGCUGUCGUCCAGGCCAUCAGCGGCGGCUUCCCUGAAGUCACCAAGGUUAAGCACGGUGUCGUGCAGUGGGGUGUCAGGAAGGGUGAUAAGGGCGGUGCCAAGGUGACCUUGAAGGGCGGCGCUGCUUACGACUUUGUCGACAAGCUUGUGACUCUGGUCCUGCCCAAGAUCAAGGACUGGCCGGGUAUCAACGCCUCGACUGGUGACGACGCUGGAAAUCUGGCGUUCGGCCUGCAGCCUGCGUGGAUGGCGUUUUUCCCCGAAAUCGAGUUCAACUACGAUAUGUACCCUGCACGAUUGAUGCCUGGUUGCGACAUCUUCAUCAAGACUACUGGAACCUCUGAUAGACAGGGACGUCUGUUGAUGCAGGCCCUGGGCUUCCCCUUCUAUGGCAAGGCCACACACUAA